Molecule: messenger RNA, 1407 nt
Organism: Saccharomyces paradoxus
Lineage: Eukaryota; Fungi; Ascomycota; Saccharomycetes; Saccharomycetales; Saccharomycetaceae
Gene: PTC3
Product: type 2C protein phosphatase PTC3
Exons: 1
Coding region: 1-1407 (468 amino acids)
Biological process (GO): protein dephosphorylation
Molecular function (GO): cation binding; protein serine/threonine phosphatase activity
Source: RefSeq, a predicted model, not a curated record
AUGGGUCAAAUAUUGUCCAAUCCAAUUAUCGACAAAGAGCAUCAUUCUGGUACAGAUUGUUUGACAGCGUUCGGACUAUGUGCCAUGCAAGGUUGGCGUAUGUCUAUGGAAGAUGCCCAUAUUGUUGAGCCUAACCUUUUCGCCGAGUCUAAUGAAGAACAUCUGGCAUUUUAUGGUAUAUUUGAUGGUCAUGGUGGUUCUUCUGUGGCAGAGUUUUGUGGUUCUAAAAUGAUAUCUAUACUGAAACAACAGGAGAGCUUCAAGAGCGGCAUGUUAGAACAGUGUUUGAUAGAUACCUUUUUGGCUACAGAUGUUGAGUUGUUGAAAGAUGAAAAAUUAAAAGACGAUCAUAGUGGUUGUACGGCAACUGUGAUAUUGAUAUCUCAAUCGAAAAAGCUACUGAUUUGUGCCAAUUCUGGUGAUAGUAGGACAGUUCUGUCUACUGGUGGUAACAGCAAAGCAAUGUCGUUUGAUCAUAAGCCCACAUUGUUGAGUGAAAAAUCUCGUAUCGUAGCUGCUGAUGGUUUUGUUGAGAUGGACCGUGUCAAUGGAAAUUUAGCUUUAUCUAGAGCCAUAGGUGAUUUUGAAUUCAAAUCUAACACAAAAUUGGGACCUCAUGAGCAAGUCGUUACAUGCGUUCCUGAUAUCAUUAGGCACAAUUUGAAUUAUGAUGAGGAUGAAUUCGUUAUUUUAGCAUGUGAUGGUAUUUGGGAUUGCUUAACUUCUCAAGAGUGUGUUGACUUAGUCCACUACGGUAUAAGUCAAGGUAAUAUGACGUUGAGCGACAUAUCAUCUAGAAUCGUAGAUGUUUGUUGUUCACCCACCACCGAAGGCUCAGGAAUUGGUUGUGAUAAUAUGAGUAUUUCCAUUGUUGCUUUGCUAAGGGAAAAUGAGUCUGAAUCACAAUGGUUCGAGCGCAUGAAAUCCAAAAAUUACAAUAUUCAAACUUCUUUUGUCCAAAGAAGGAAAAGUAUUUUUGAUUUCCAUGACUUCUCGGAUGAUGACAACGAAGUGUUCGCAAUAACUACUAAGAAAUUACAAGACCGCUUAAAUCGUAACAAAGAUAAUGACGACAUGGAAAUUGAUGACCUUGAUACCGAAUUGGGCAGCAGUGCUACUCCCUCAAAGUUAACAGGUGAGGGUAGAACUGGCCCUAUUGACUUAUUUUCGUUGGAGGCUCUAUUAGAAGCCGGAAUUCAAAUAAGGCAAAGACCAAGCUCCGAUAGCGACGGCAAUACUUCUUAUUUCCAUGGUGCUUCUUUAUCAGAUAUGUUGGCAUCUUUAAGCAAUGCGGCUGCGGGAGAAACCGAACCUGAUGAUGCUGAUGAUAACAAUGAUAAUGACAGCGAAGAAGACGACAAGAAUGGAAAAGAGAAAAAGGGUUCCAAGAUUGAAGAAAUUGAAUAA